AUGACUCUCAUUGUCAUAUCCACUAAACUUCAUUUUCCCUUUGACGACAUCAAAAGAUACCCUAGCUCGGCGCAAGAACCCACGACUCAGACAAUAAAUUGGAAUGCCUGGGCCCAAGCUCAAAAACAAUUCGACCGUCACGAAACCUCUGGAGGAAAACUUGGAAAGGGAAACGAGAUCCAAGUGAAAGAAGACAAGGUUUUCGACAUGACACCCAGUCAACUCGAUGAGUACAUGGAUUGGUACGAGAACAGUUGGCUGGACAUCAGCAAAGCGAAAAAUCCAUUAGCAGAUCUAUUCCCUAUGAAUGCAGGGGCCGGGGAAAACCAGCCUACAACGCCAUUGGCGACAGCGGCGGCACCAGCGGCACCAGCUCCAGCAAUUCCAGCCGAAGAAGACGAGGACGAAGCGAUGAGCACAAUGGUGCAGACAGUCACCAGCAAGCUGAAGCCUCGGAGGGUAAUCCCUGAUGGCGAAGCACAUGUUCCUCGUCCGGGCAGCUCGUAUCCGCGUUGUCGGAUGGAGUCUAACCUACCGGAGGCGGCAAGACCAUUCUACGAAACCGCGGCAAAAGUUGUUGGGGUGUCCCUCACAACUCUCACCAGGGCUGUGUAUCAAGCGGAAACCAGAAUCUCUCGUUGGCUGGAAGAUCAGAGGCGAAUUAAGUAUUUCGUGGACCAUUCGGAGAUGGAUGUUGCUGAUGAUGAUAAUUCCGAUGCUGCGGAGGAAAGUGACGAUCAUUCUAUGGCUGAUCUAGAAUCAUGA
This is a messenger RNA of Aspergillus melleus, 765 nucleotides long. RefSeq lists its product as uncharacterized. The transcript has 2 exons. Bases 1 to 765 code for a protein of 254 amino acids. The record is from RefSeq and is a predicted model, not a curated record. NCBI's taxonomy places the organism in Eukaryota, Fungi, Ascomycota, Eurotiomycetes, Eurotiales, Aspergillaceae.